This is a messenger RNA of Dipodomys spectabilis (banner-tailed kangaroo rat), 3018 nucleotides long. RefSeq names its product phosphatase and actin regulator 4 (gene Phactr4). Gene Ontology annotation, biological process: actin cytoskeleton organization; neural crest cell migration. The transcript is spliced from 13 exons. Bases 218 to 2359 code for a protein of 713 amino acids. The record is from RefSeq and is a predicted model, not a curated record. Gene Ontology annotation, molecular function: actin binding. Lineage: Eukaryota; Metazoa; Chordata; Mammalia; Rodentia; Heteromyidae.
UGAAGACAUAUUUGUAAGGAUCACAAGUGCCCAGGCCAGGAUACAGGGAAACAGAAAUUCCAGGAGAUUAACUGACCUCAUGUCAUUUCCUGACGUUUGGCAGUGACACUGAGAGAGAAUUGCUGGUACCCUCCUUAUGUGGAUUUAUCUUUUAAGAGAAGUUUGCUUUCGUCCGGGACAGUUUGUUGUCGUGAGAUACAUCUAAGAGAGUAUAAUCAUGGGGCAAGCUGAUGUCUCCAGACCGGUAAAUCCAGAUGCAGUUGAAGAAGCAGACCAGCAUACUGGAGAUCUAGGCAUGGUCAUGGACAGUGUGGAAGCUGGAGACACAACACCUCCGACCAAAAGAAAAAGCAAGUUCUCAGGCUUUGGCAAAAUCUUCAAGCCCUGGAAAUGGAGGAAAAAAAAAAGUAGUGAUAAAUUCAAAGAGACAUCAGAAGUUUUAGAGCGAAAAAUAUCUAUGCGAAAACCAAGAGAAGAGUUGGUUAAGAGAGGAGUUCUCCUGGAAGAUCCUGAGCAAGGUGGUGAGGAUCCAGGAAAGCUGAGCCAUGACAUAUUAAAGAAUGGCCAUACCACCCACAUAGGGAGUACCAGAUCUUCCAGCCUAGUAGAAGAAGAGGCAGUAAGAAUAUCAAGUCUUAAAGAUCCUAUUCCAGAAGAAGACCUAAAGAAGCGACUAGGCUCAACUGGAAGCCAGCCUAAUUCUGAAGCAGAGUCCAUUCCUGAGAAUGUUCCCAAACCGCCUUUACUUCCCCCGAAAAGACCCUUGUCGUCUUCUCAUGAAGCAAGUGAAGGACAAGCAAAAGACAUCACUUGUGGCAGCACAGCCAGAUCCACCUCCUCCACCUCUGCCUCCUCCGCCACCAUAGCACCUGCUGCCACUACUGCUGCCACAAACCUAGCAAAGACUGUCAAUUCUUUUGCCACCCCUACCCCAGUACCCAGGACUCUGUCUGUCGCUCCUGUCAGUACUAACACUACUCUUGCUUCUAGCCUUACGAAUAUGGUCCCUGCCAAGCAGCCCCCAGUCCCUCCCCCCAAACCAGCUCACAGAAAUAGCAACCCUGUCAUUGCUGAACUAUCCCAAGUCAUAAACACUGGCACAUUGUUAUCAAAGCCAUCCCCACCCUUACCACCUAAGAGAGGCAUUCCAUCAACUGUGGUACCCACCUCAGAGUCUGCCACUGCCAUCACCACAAAAACACCAAGUGAUCAAAGAGAGAAGAAUGCAUUAUCUGUGAGCUCUGAACCACUGAUGAUGGUCCCACCUUCCUCCCCAUCUCCUCCACUGCCUACUCAUAUACCUCCAGAGCCCCCGCGGUCUCCACCAUUCCCUGCUAAUAAGACUUUUCAAGUUGUGCCAGAAGUUGAGUUUCUACCUUCUUUAGAUCUAUCCCAAGAGGUUGCCCAGCAGGAAGACCAGAAAAAUGAAGUCCCCAAAAGGACAGUGGACCAGAGAUUUGGGGAGCCCCAUAUACCCCCUAGGCUGCCCCCAGUCCCACUUCAUAUUCGAAUUCAGCAAGCCCUAACUAGUCCCCUUCCUGUGACUCCUCCCCUUGAGGGCUCUCACCGAGCUCACUCAUUGCUCUUUGAGAGCAGUGACAACUUUUCUGAAGACAGCAAUACCCUGGGUCGGACCAGAUCACUUCCUAUCACUAUUGAAAUGCUGAAAGUUCCAGAUGAUGAAGAAGAGGAGCAAACCUGCCCAUUGACACUUGUUGAAGAUACAACAUCUACCUCACCUAUUCCUAAAUUACCACAGUGUCUGCAAGAGGAAGAAGAAGAAAAAGAGAGUGACUCAGAUUCAGAGGGUCCCAUUCAGUACCGAGAUGAAGAGGAUGAGGAUGAAAGCCAUCAGAGUGCUCUGGCUAACAAAGUGAAGAGGAAGGACACACUGGCAAUGAAGUUGAACCACAGACCCAGUGAACCAGAGUUGAACUUGAAUUCUUGGCCUCAUAAAAGCAAGGAGGAGUGGAAUGAAAUACGGCACCAGAUUGGGAACACACUGAUCCGGCGACUGAGUCAAAGACCAACACCAGAAGAACUAGAACAACGAAAUAUACUACAACCUAAAAAUGAAGCUGAUCGUCAGGCAGAGAAACGAGAGAUUAAACGGCGGCUCACUAGAAAGCUCAGUCAAAGGCCAACUGUGGCGGAACUACUUGCUAGGAAGAUUCUGAGAUUUAAUGAAUAUGUAGAGGUCACAGAUGCUCAAGAUUAUGAUCGGCGAGCAGACAAACCCUGGACCAAAUUGACUCCUGCUGACAAGGCUGCCAUACGAAAAGAAUUAAAUGAAUUUAAAAGCUCAGAGAUGGAGGUUCAUGAAGAAAGCAAACAUUUUACACGCUACCAUCGUCCAUGAUGCCCAAGUUUGAGAGAAGUAAAAGACUCACCCAAAACUUACAGGCUGUUUUGCUCCUGUCUUUGAUCUUGGGAGUGACAUAUGGCAGGAACUUCAGCACUUGCCAGCACAGCCAGAAUUGUAUCUUCUGGGGUCUUGUUCUGGGGUGAAUAGCACUUCUAUGAAUGUAGCCUUUCACUGGAAUGGAUUCUCCUGUGCUUCCCCUGGAGCAGAACCGAAUGCUUUGUCACUGCUUUUGGACCUUCUGACAUUGCAGCAUACUUGUGGGGGUUUUCCCUCAUCAACCACCAAAGUUUGAAGCCUGUAGCAGGUUCCCCAAGAUGACUGCCUGUGCUGAGCCACAGUUUGCACCAUUCGCCUUACCUAUCCUGUUCUACUUGUGAAUCCCACAUGUAUGGGCACUUGUUUCCAGCCUUCAAAUCCACUUGUCAGUGGGAAAAGCCUUUCAGAGAUCCACCCCAGCCUUCUCACAUGGGGGACCCACUUCCCUAGGAAACUUGUGCACCACAUCGCAUGUCAGCAGGAAGCAUUGCACUAUACCUCUUGUAACACAGCAGUAUAGUCCUUGUAAGGCCAUCUAACCUGAGAGAAAGCUUGGGAUCUGACAUGGUCCUAUUUUUUUUGGCACUUGUCUUCCUGAUUUUAAUUUUUUUUUUUUU